Messenger RNA from Xyrichtys novacula (pearly razorfish), 3379 nucleotides. The record is from the annotation of a GenBank genome assembly. Lineage: Eukaryota; Metazoa; Chordata; Actinopteri; Labriformes; Labridae.
AUGUCGGCCUUUCAGGCUCGUGCUGCGGUGAGUUUUCUGAGUUUAUUUCCGAGUUUGAGGCUCUUAAAACGUAUUUUUGUUGUUGGUAGAGUAGCUCGCUAGCUCUGUUAGCUAACCUUACAGCCCUGUGCUCGGUGUUCUGCUCUUUAAUCACAUAAAAUAACAAUAAAAAUGAUCAUUAAUAACUUUAUUUUACAGAUGUUAAAGUCCUGAACAUGUGGUUUUAUCUUCUGUUCUGUCUUUAUCCUUUUUCAGCAGGUUUCAGCUGCGGAGAAUCCGGUAAAAAUGCUUAAAAACACGAAAACUACAGCUGCAGGUCCGAGGAAGGCGGUUCUGGGAGACAUCACCAACUGUGGUUCUGUCCACACCAACACUAAGGUGACCCAAAGACUCUCAGAACCUCCUGAAUUUUGAUUUUUUAAAGAGUUUUUCUGAUAAUUUUACUCUAAAACAUGUUUAUGAUGAACUUUAGAGACUCUAAACCUCAGAAUUAGAGCUUCACGUCUUUCUGGUUGAAUAAAUUAAUAUGUGGUUUUUAUAAAUUUAAUUUAACGACAGUUUUAUUAAAGUUACACUGGAGCUGAUAUUUGAUCUUGGACAUCCAACAGAAACUGUUUUAUGAUUUAAAAUAUUUAAUGUCAAAAGUUCUGCUGAAUAUCCUGACAUAUUUGUUAGAGAAGUAUUUAUAUAUAAAAUAGUAUAAUACUAUAGUAUUUAUUUAUAAAAUAGUAUAAUACUAUAGUGUUUAUUUAUAAAAUAGUAUAAUAAUAUAGUAUUUAUUUAUAAAAUAGUAUAAUACUAUAGUGUUUAUUUAUAAAAUAGUAUAAUAAUAUAGUAUUUAUUUAUAAAAUAGUAUAAUACUAUAGUGUUUAUUUAUAAAAUAGUAUAAUAUAGUAUUUAUCUAUAAAAUAGUAUGAUACUGUAGUUUUUCUAUAAACAGCUGUAGAGGGUUGGAUGCUGAGGCAGCAGGUCUGAAUGAGGAAAAUAUAAAAAUGGAUUUUAAACCUGAUUUUAUUGUUGAAUUGAGAUUCUGUAAAGACUUAAAACUUUAAAACAUUUUAAAAACUUUGUUAACUGUGAGGCUGAAAAUCAGAAACAUUAAAAAAUGUCAAGAAAGAAGAACCUUUAUUAAUAAUAAUGAUAAUAAAGCUGUUUUCUGCAGCGCCCCCUGCAGUCUUUAUCGACACACUUUAGUUGAUGUGUUUUUAAUGAUUCUGUGUUUUUUAUAAACUGUCAGUUUUUUUGAGUUUCUGAAAUAAUGAAGAUUUUAGAGAAGAGUUUGUUUAGAUGUUCCUUAAAAACAUUUAAAAUAUAUUUUUAAAACUGUUUUAGUGAAAAACCUGCAGCUGCUUCCUCCGCCCUGGACCUCACAGGUCUUCUGUCUUUGGUUCCUCAGAAAACUCUCGGAGUCAAACCCUCUGCCAAACCGUCUGGUACCCAAAGGUCCAAACCCCCGUCGGUCCAGGAGGUCCCGGCUCCAGCGGUUCAGGUCCUGGCUCCUGCAGAGCCCCUCCCCUCAGUCUCAGAGGAGUCAGCUGACGUGUCCAUGAAGGAGGAGGAGCAGCUGUGUCAGGCCUUCUCUGAGGCGCUGCUCGCCGUGCAGGACGUGGACGAGGAGGACGCCGACCAGCCGCAGCUCUGCUCCGAAUACGUCAAAGAUAUCUACAAGUAUCUGCGCGUCCUGGAGGUGAUUUCUGCCGCCGCCGCCGGAUCAGGUGACCCGCUCUGACCCGGGUCCUCCUCUUUAAAGCGCGUCCGUCUGUCUGUCUGUUUCCUCAGGAGCAGCAGGUCGUCCGAGCGAACUACAUGCAGGGUUACGAGAUCACGGAGCGGAUGAGGGCUCUGCUGGUGGACUGGCUGGUCCAGGUCCACUCCAGGUUCCAGCUGCUGCAGGAGACUCUGUACCUCACUGUGGCCGUCCUGGACCGGUUCCUGCAGGUGAGGAGGACCGUCUCACCUGCUCUUCUUCUUCUUCUCUUUAUCAUCAGCUGAGUCUCUCUCUCUCUCCGCAGGUCCAGCCGGUCUCUCCCAGGAAGCUGCAGCUGGUCGGGGUCACCGCCAUGCUGGUGGCGUGUAAAUACGAGGAGAUGUACGCUCCAGAGGUGGGAGACUUCGCCUACAUCACAGACAACGCCUUCACCAAGUCUCAGAUCCUGGAGAUGGAGCAGCUGCUUCUGAGGAGCCUCAACUUCCAGCUCGGCCGUCCUCUUCCUCUGCACUUCCUCCGACGGGCGUCAAAGGUGGCGAAUGUGAGUGUCCCCGAGACGGUUUCCUGUCAGACUUUGUGAGAGCAGUUAACAGCUUUAAAGUCCUUCAGACCGAUCGGUUCGACCCAAACGGAUCGGUCAAAGUUCUGCUGUUUUUCAGAGGGACUGUCUGUGUGUUUGUGUGUCAGUCUGAUGUAGAGCGCCACACUCUGGCCAAAUACCUGAUGGAGCUGACCCUCGUCGACUACCACAUGGUUAACUAUCGACCCUCGGAGAUCGCCGCAGCUGCCCUCUGUCUGUCCCAGCGUCUGCUGGACGGUCUCUCCUGGGUGAGUGAAACCAAAACCACUUCAGAGUCUUUGUUCUUGUUGAAGGUCGACACGGCGGCUCCUCGCCGCGGCGUGUUUGAAACCUGAAAACCACAAUCUGAGUGUUUUAGGAAAACUGUGUUUCAGUCUCUCUCUGCAGAGGGUUAAUGUGUCUUUGUCCCCCUCUGACGUUCCUCUGAUGUUCUCCUGAUGUUCCUCUGAUGUUCUCCUGACGUUCCUCUGAUGUUCUCCUGAUGUUCCUCUGAUGUUCUCCCGACGUUCUCCUGACGUUCCUCUGAUGUUCUCCUGACGUUCUCCUGACGUUCCUCUGAUGUUUUCCUGACGUUCCUCUGACGUUCCUCUGAUGUUCCUCUGACGUUCCUCUGAUGUUCCUCUGACGUUCUCCUGACGUUCCUCUGAUGUUCUCCUGACGUUCCUCUGAUGUUCUCCUGAUGUUCCUCUGAUGUUCUCCUGACGUUCCUCUGAUGUUCUCCUGACGUUCCUCUGAUGUUCUCCUGACGUUCCUCUGAUGUUCCUCUGUUCUCCUGACGUUCCUCUGUGUUUCAGUCUCCCACUCAGCAGCAUUACUCCACGUAUGACGAGGUUCACCUGAAGCCCAUCAUGCAGCACAUGGCCAAGAACGUGGUGACGGUCAACGAGGGAAAAACCAAAUUCCAGGUCAGUAUAGAUCUAAAACAAACAGACUCAGUCAUCUUCUCUGAUUCUAACUCCAUCUUCAAACUUGUUGGUCUUCAGGCGGUGAGGAACAAAUACUCCAGCAGCAAACUGCUGAAGAUCAGCCUGAUCCCUCAGCUCAAGUCCUCCACGGUCCAGAACCUGGCGGCCGCUCUGCUCAGACCCUGA